AUGGUCCAAACGACCUCACGCUCUUCCGCAGCAGAAGGCGACGAAGAGACGGCUGUUCCGUCUCCAUCCAGUAGCACCGAAUCGAGCCCGCUGCUAACCCCCAACAACAUCGACCAGCAAACACCCAUUCACCGUUCAAGCCUCAAACGACGCAUCCGUGCCCUCCCCGUAGCGACCACCAUAACCACCACCCUCGCAGCUUUCCUAAGCGUCUUCUUCUUUUCCAUUUUGAUAUACUUAGUUGUUACGAAGCAUCCGGCCCACAAUAAGAACAAUAAUAAUAAUAACAACGGCCAUCAAAACCUCUCGGACCACCUUAUAACCGCUAAAAACGGCGCCGUAGCUUCAGACGUCGAAGUCUGCUCCACCAUCGGCGUUGAUAUCUUAAAACUCAAAAAUGGAACUGCCGUGGACGCUGCAAUCGCCACCGCGCUUUGUAUCGGUGUGGUAAACAUGUACGCAUCUGGAAUCGGUGGUGGAGGGUUCAUGGUCGUCCGUCAUCAGAACGGAAGCUCUAAGACAGUUAAUUUUAGAGAAAUGGCCCCCGGAGCUGCUUGGAAGGAUAUGUACAAUUCCGACCCAGUGCUUGCCCAGAGAGGUGGGUUGGCGGUUGGGAUUCCUGGGGAGAUUGAUGGGUAUUGGAAGGCUUGGAAGAUGUAUGGACGUGUUCGGUGGGAGGAUUUGUUCGAGCCUAGUAUUAGGCUUUGUGAAGAAGGGGUUAGGGUGACACGGUAUUUGGCACGGUGUAUGGAGGUUGAGAACCGGUGGUUGAGGUCUGCUGAUAAGAGGGAAUGGGGGUUCCUGUUUAGGAACGGGACGGAUGAGUUCUUGAAGGAAGGGGAGGUGAUGUAUAGACCGGCUUUAGGUAAGACGUUGAGGGUUAUUGCGGAGAAAGGGUUAGAUGGGUUUUAUAAAGGGGGUGUGGCGAAGAGUAUUGUAAAGUUUGUGAGGAAGAAAGGUGGGAUAUUGACGCUUGAAGAUUUGGAGGUUUAUGAAUCGGAUGUUGAGGAGACGGCGAAGGCUUGGGCUUUUGGGAGGGAGAUAUUGACGUGUAAGGCGCCUUGUAGUGGACCCGUUUUAAUUGAGGGCCUUAACAUCGCCGAAGGUUUGGAUAUGUCCAACGAUAGAUCUGGAUUGGUCACUCACCGUAUUAUCGAGACUAUGAAAUGGUUAUCAGCCGGCCGAACAGAGCUAGGGGACCCCUUCGACUCCGACGUUUCCAACGUCGCUCGUGUCGCAGAAAUCCAGUCUAAACAAUUUGCAGCCAUGGUUCGGCGUAAUAUUAGCGAUACACGGACAUACGGUUGGAAGCACUACAAUCCAAGCUAUGAGUUCAAAGAAGACCAUGGCACGAGUCAUAUGAGUGCACUUGACUCGGACGGGAUGGCGGUAGCCUUGACGACAACGGUUAACUUGUACUUUGGAGCUCGGAUCUGUGAUCCUGAAACCGGGUUUUCUGCCUUGCCUUGCCCGUGA
Messenger RNA from Orbilia oligospora ATCC 24927, 1476 nucleotides. RefSeq lists its product as uncharacterized. The coding region runs from base 1 to 1476 and encodes 491 amino acids. Lineage: Eukaryota; Fungi; Ascomycota; Orbiliomycetes; Orbiliales; Orbiliaceae. Gene Ontology annotation, biological process: glutathione catabolic process. Gene Ontology annotation, molecular function: glutathione gamma-glutamate hydrolase. Gene Ontology annotation, cellular component: plasma membrane; fungal-type vacuole. The transcript has 4 exons. The record is from RefSeq and is a predicted model, not a curated record.